AAAGCGCGGCGUGGUUGGUUUGUUUUGUUGGAAAGGCGGUCAAUUGGAAUCUUUUCCUAAUUCCCUUGUCAUGCUUGUAAUUCGAUAUGUUGAUAUACAUGUACUGAAAUCAUCAGACAUAAUAUCAGACUGGUACAGCAAAUGUUUUGUGCUUUUAGUCUGAAUUAUAUCGCCAUGUCCUGUUAGAGAUGGCUCAACAAUUAGAUGUCCAGGUUUACUUCACAGCUGAGGAAUGGGCAAAGAUCAGCGAUUAUGAGAAGAUCUGUAUCAAGAACAUCAAAGAAAACUAUGAGAUGAUGCUAAAAGUUGGAUUGGAUGUCAGUCCACCAAUGUUCAUGCGACGACAUCAACAUGAAAUUAAGAAAGAGAUCAUAGAAGAAAAUGAUGGCAAGAAUGGGGACGACAAAUCACAAGGAUCUGCCGAUGUUCAUAAUCAUCAGGGAAUACCAGGUCAUAUAGAGAAGAUUGAGCUUCAUGAGGAGAAUAUGAAUACUUACACGAUAAAAGUAGAGACUGAGUAUGAUGAUGAUGGCACUCCGCUUCAUGAGGCUUAUUACACUGCAGGAGAACAAAUCAAUGAUCUCAUUGAAUGGAGUAACUAUGAUGGAGCUCCCCAGACACAGACCAAGCCAACAUCGUCAGGUGAUCAGGGUAAUCAGUCAGGUGAUCUCAACAGUCAGUCAUGUGAUCAGAAGACUGAAGGCACUCAUACAAGAAGUAAAAGACAAGCUGGUGGAAAGGCUAAAUCUUUCCCAGAACCAGAUUCUGGAAUCUAUAGAUGCGAGCACUGUGAAUCGCCCUAUGCUAUUCCUCUCAUCUUGGCAAGACAUCUCAAGUACAAGCAUGGUGUACAAGGUAUAUUCCUGCCUUCAUUUGCAUCAAAGAAAGAUGUUCUACAGUUUUUCAAUGGAGACAUACAAGGUCCGACCUGCAACACAAAUAGAUAUCUACCUCAUAGUCAUGAAAUUACAGAAUCAGAAAGAAACGGAGAAAAUACGAGAGAGGAAUCAUGCGGUAAGAUAGAAAGGUGCCAUGCACACGAUAACAGUGAUAAGGCAUUUGUUUGCGAACAAAGUGUUACAGCACAUAAACGUAUCCACACUGAUGAGAAACCCUAUGCAUGUGAUCAGUGUAGUAAAGUUUUUCGUUGUAAACAGGAUCUCAAAAGACAUAAACAGAUUCAUACAGGUAAAAAGCCCUACGUGUGUGAUCAGUGUGGUAAGGCGUUUAAUCGAAAUCAAGUUCUUAAAAGACAUAAACUAAUCCAUACAGGUGAGAAGCCAUAUGCUUGUGAUCAAUGUGGUAAGGGCUUUAUUCGAAAAGACAGACUUAUAUCACAUAUACUAACCCACACAGGUGAGUUACCUUUUGUAUGUGAUACAUGUGGUAAAGCAUUUCAUAGUGGUGAUUGUUUAAGAAGCCAUAAAUUGAUCCAUACGGGUGAAAAGCCAUAUGUAUGUGAUCAAUGUAAUAAAGCUUUUUUUUAUAAACGGGAUCUCAGAACACAUAAACGAAUCCAUACAGGUGAGAAACCCUUUGUAUGUGAUCAUUGUAAUAUGGCAUUUAGAUAUUUAGGCAGUCUUAGAAGACAUAAACAGAUUCAUACAGGUAAAAAGCCCUUUGUAUGUGAUCAAUGUGGAAAAGCAUUUAAUCGAGGAGAAAAUCUCAGAAAACAUAAACGAAUCCAUACAGGUGAAAAGCCCUUUGCAUGUGAUCAGUGUGGUAAGGCCUUUAAUGAUAAUGGUGAUCUAAAAAAACAUAAACUAAUCCACACGGGUGAAAAGCCGUAUGUAUGUGAUCAUUGUGAUAAGGCCUUUGUUAGCAAACAAAGUUUUACAGCUCAUAAAUUUAUCCACACUGGUGAGAAACCCUAUGCAUGUGAUCAAUGUAGUAAAGCUUUUCGUUGUAAACGGGAUCUCAAAAGACAUAAACGAAUCCAUACAGGUGAAAAGCCGUAUACUUGUGAUCAAUGUGGUAAGGGCUUUAUUCGAAAAGAAAGACUUAAAACACAUAAACUAACCCACACAGGUGAGUUACCUUUUGUAUGUAAUACUUGUGGUAAAGCAUUUCGUAGCGGUGAUGGUUUAAGAAGCCAUAAUUGUUCCAUGCAGGUGAAAAGCCGUAUGUAUGUGAUCUAUGUAGUAAAACUUUUUGUGGGAAACGGGAUCUCCAAAGACAUAAACAAAUCCAUACAGGCGAGAAGCCGUAUGUAUGUGAUCAGUGUGGUAAAGCUUUUGUCCAUGAAUGUAGCCUUAGAGCACAUGAACUUAUCCACACUGAUGAGAGACCUUUUGUAUGUGAUCAGUGUGGCAAGGCCUUUAAUCAACAUCAAGCUCUCAAAAGACAUAAACUCAUCCAUACAGGUGAAAAGCUGUAUGCUUGUGAUCAAUGUGGUAAGGGCUUUAUUCGUAAAGAAAGUCUUAAAACACAUAUACUAACCCACACAGGUGAGUUACCUUUUGUAUGUAAUACUUGUGGUAAAGCAUUUCAUAGCAGUGCUGGUUUAAGAAGCCAUAAACAGAUCCAUACAAGUGAAAAGCCGUAUGUAUGUGAUCAAUGUGGUAAGGGCUUCAUUCGAAAAGAAGGUCU
Lytechinus variegatus (green sea urchin) is the source of this 2589-nucleotide messenger RNA. Its product is annotated as zinc finger protein 708-like. Gene Ontology annotation, cellular component: transcription regulator complex; PcG protein complex. The transcript has 6 exons. Lineage: Eukaryota; Metazoa; Echinodermata; Echinoidea; Temnopleuroida; Toxopneustidae. Gene Ontology annotation, biological process: regulation of transcription by RNA polymerase II. Gene Ontology annotation, molecular function: DNA-binding transcription factor activity, RNA polymerase II-specific; RNA polymerase II cis-regulatory region sequence-specific DNA binding. The record is from RefSeq and is a predicted model, not a curated record. Bases 189 to 2438 code for a protein of 749 amino acids.